Messenger RNA from Mytilinidion resinicola, 1752 nucleotides. RefSeq names its product MFS general substrate transporter. Gene Ontology annotation, biological process: transmembrane transport. The transcript has 7 exons. Gene Ontology annotation, molecular function: transmembrane transporter activity. Bases 116 to 1618 code for a protein of 500 amino acids. NCBI's taxonomy places the organism in Eukaryota, Fungi, Ascomycota, Dothideomycetes, Mytilinidiales, Mytilinidiaceae. The record is from RefSeq and is a predicted model, not a curated record.
AUUAACAGGGCUGCUUGAAGCUAGAGCGAGCGAGGCUUGUCUAAAGAGCUUAUUUUACAUCUCGACUUCGUUUCAACAACAAAGAUCUCUACGUACGAAACACAAGAACGACGCGAUGGCUCCCGCAAAGCCAUUAAGCCCGGACGGCGUCCGGGCUGCAGACGAGACUACACCUCUCCUCGUCGCUCCCACCACCGAGCCGAAUGGCGAGAGCGCAACCGCCGCCAUUAGUAAUGGUAAAACCGACGAUCCUGAAGAACAACAUCAAGACGAAAUCGAAGAGGAAGAUGAGCCAUUGCCAAUUGGGCAGAUUCUCCUUCUGUGCUUCGCAAGGCUGAUGGAGCCAAUUGCCUUCUUCGGCAUUUUCCCAUUCCUCAAUAAGAUGAUUCAUGAGACGGGAGGUGUAGACAAGGCGGACGUUGGAUUCUAUAGUGGGUUGAUUGAAAGCUUGUUUUCGCUCACACAGGUGUGUGUCAUGAUUGCAUGGGGACGGGCUGCGGACCGCAUUGGACGAAAACCAGUACUUGUCUUCUCAUUGUGUGGCGUUACAAUUGCCACAGGGGCUUUUGGGUUCAGCACUUCCUUUUGGCAGAUGGCUUUCUUCCGGUGUUUGGCAGGCGUCUUUGCCGGAACUAUCGUAACUAUUCGGGCGAUGAUCUCGGAGAACAGCACCAAAAAGACUCAAGCACAAGCUUUCAGCUGGUUUGCGUUUUCGGGCUAUAUUGGUAUAUCCCUUGGACCGUUUAUAGGCGGCACUUUAGAGAACCCAGCAGAGAAGUUCGCUUUCUUCAAAAACAUCCAACUCUUCAAGGACUUUCCGUACGCAUUGCCCACCAUUGCUAUAGCGUCCUUUGGAUUCGUCGCAGCAGUCAUUUCUGCGCUCUUUAUCAAAGAGACUCUGCACAGACACGAGAGUAAAGGCUCGACUGACAACACUCCACCUAAAUCGACAUGGGAGAUCAUUAAAGCCCCUGGUGUGGCGAUAGUUCUCGGAUUGUAUGGCUUCACCAUGCUCAUGGCAUUCGCAUAUACUGCUGUACUGCCUGUAUAUUUGUUCACAGACAUCAAACUAGGAGGUCUACAAUUUCCACCACUAGGCAUUUCUAUCGUCAUGGGUGUCGGUGGUCUAGCCCAAGCAGUCUACCUGCUUUUGAUCUUCACUCCGCUCCAAAAACGAUUUGGUACGGUCGGCGUGAUGCGACUCUGCGCCUAUGUCUGGCCCUUUUUCUUCAGCUUAGGUCCGAUAUUGAAUACCUUCCGCCGCCAUGAUGCCAUGGUGCCUUUCUGGGUCUUCGGUCCGUCUGGAUUGGCCCUGGGCAGUGGAGUUGCUAUGGCUUUCACUGCCGUCCAACUUGCUCUCAAUGACAUUUCGCCCUCGCACAAGGAGUUCGGGACGCUGAAUGCGCUCGCUCUGGCAACUUCGAGUGGUACUCGUGCUUUCGCACCCGCGUUAGCUACGAGUAUCUAUGCUGUUGGUGUGGGAAAACAGAUCGCUGCUGGCCAUCUCUUCUGGCUAAUACUGAUUGCAACGGCCUUAUUGUAUGCAGCAGCCGUGAGGUGGUUGCCAAAGAAAGCAGAGGGGAAGUAUUACAAGAAGGUGGAUACCGACGAUGCGUGAGUACGAAAGACCAUUUCCAAAAGCGUCACUAUAGAUCUAUUCAACAUGCAUACCGCAUUCCCAGGAGUCUCAUCUCGUCUCCCCCAAAGUUUUGUACAUAGAUCAAAUCCCAGCCUAUGAUUGGCCCACUACAC